AUGAAUUUGACCAACUGUACAAGAGUAACUGAAUUCAUUCUGGUUGGAUUGGCAAAUGUUUGGGGCAUGGAAAAUAUGAUAUUUGCUUGUGUCUUUCUGCUCUACCUCCUGUGUCUGAUGGGCAACAGUCUCAUCAUUGUGAUGGUGAUUUUGGACCACCAUCUCCAGAAACCCAUGUAUUUCUUCCUUAGCAACCUGUCUUGUAUUGAUAUUGCACACACCACAGCUUUCAUUCCUAAAUUGCUGGUCAACUAUCUCUCUGCAAACAAUUCCAUCUGUUUCUACUGCUGUAUCACCCAACUGUUAUUUUACUUCUUCUUUGGCAUUACAGAAUUUUUCAUCAUCACUUUGAUAUCUUUGGACAGAUUCUUAGCCAUUUGCUAUCCUUUGAGAUACGCCAUCAUCAUGACUUCUGGGGCUUGCUUUAAACUAGCAAUGGCAGCCUGGAUUGGGGCCUUUUUCUCCUUUCUGUAUCAGGGAGUUUUGAUUGCAAACCUACCAUACUGCACUUCCAACAUUAUCAAUCAUUACUUUUGUGAUUCAGGACCUGUGUUGAAGAUUGCAGGAGGAGACACACGUCUCAUUGAAGCCCUGUCCUUCGUAGUUACGACGGUUGUGGUUAUGUCCUCCCUGUUUUUCACCCUCAUUUCUUACCUCUUCAUCAUUUCUGCCAUUGUCCGAAUGUCUUCAACCAACAGACAGCAGAGGGCCUUUUCUACCUGUGCUUCCCAUCUGUUUGUGGUCUGCAUGUUGUACAGCUCAGUCUUUUUUGUCUAUUUAAGGCCUAACCUUAAGAAUUCCUCCUUCAGGGCAAUCAAAUCUGUUUCUUGGCUACAUACUCUAAUCGCUCCCAUGCUAAAUCCUUUCAUUUACACCAUUAGGAACAAUGAAGUGAAAGAAGCUGUUCGUAAAGUAUUAAGAAAAAAGACUCUAGCUUUCCCUAAAGUCUAA
Molecule: messenger RNA, 951 nt
Organism: Protobothrops mucrosquamatus (brown spotted pit viper)
Lineage: Eukaryota; Metazoa; Chordata; Lepidosauria; Squamata; Viperidae
Product: olfactory receptor 6X1-like
Exons: 1
Coding region: 1-951 (316 amino acids)
Biological process (GO): G protein-coupled receptor signaling pathway
Cellular component (GO): membrane
Molecular function (GO): G protein-coupled receptor activity; olfactory receptor activity
Source: RefSeq, a predicted model, not a curated record